AUGUCUCAUCAAACUGGUAUUCAAGCUAAUGCAGAGUUGAAGAAAUACUUCACUAAAUGUCAAGAUGGCAAAAUUCGGACAUUAAAAAUAAGUAUUGAUAAUGAACAACUAAUAUUAGCCAAAUAUCAGCCAGUAAAAGGUUCCUGGGAACAUGACUUUGAUAAAUAUGUGCCCUUUCUAGUUGUAGAUGACCUCCCUUGCUACAUUUUAUACAGAUUCGACUCAUCUAACUCUCUUGGACAUGAAUGGUUGCUUCUUAGCUGGUCUCCAGACAGCGCACCGGUCAGGCAGAAAAUGUUAUAUGCAUCAACCAAAGCCACACUCAAACAAGAGUUUGGAACAGCCCACAUAAAAGAUGAAAUGCAUGCUACUAGCAAGGAUGAGGUCUGUCUCAAGGGAUACAAAGCUCAUUUGAGUGGAAUAAAUGCCCCAGCUCCUCUAACAGAUAGAGAAGAAGCUCUAAAAGAGCUACAGCAAAGUGAACAUAAUCCCAACUACGGCACCGAUUCAAGACAAUCUACAAUGGGUGGAGUUGCAUUUCCAAUAACUGAAGCAGCAAAGAAAGGCAUUAUAGAUCUUCAACAUGGUUCCUAUAAUUAUUUACAAUUUAAAAUAGAUAUAGAUGAAGAAAAAAUUCACCUUUCAAAAGCGGCUGUGAUCCAACAAGUGGAGUUACCCAAACAAGUGCCAAAUGAUCAAGCAAGAUAUCACCUAUUUAUAUUCAAGCACACACAUGAAGGAGAUUAUUUAGAGAGUAUCGUGUUCAUAUAUUCUAUGCCUGGAUACAGUUGCAGUAUUAAAGAGCGAAUGCUAUAUUCAAGUUGCAUUGGGACUUUCCUGGAAAUAAUAGAGAAAAUGGGCAUAGAAAUUGCCAAAAGAUUGGAAAUCGACGAUGGCAAUGAGCUGACUGAGGAGUUUCUGUAUGAUGAAAUACACCCGAAGAGGAAUCUGCACCGGCCUGCCUUCGCAAAGCCUAAGGGUCCUCCAAAUCGGGGUGCAAAGAGAAUCACCAAGACCCAGUCUACUCAG
This is a messenger RNA of Iphiclides podalirius (scarce swallowtail), 1029 nucleotides long. The record is from the annotation of a GenBank genome assembly. Lineage: Eukaryota; Metazoa; Arthropoda; Insecta; Lepidoptera; Papilionidae.